Molecule: messenger RNA, 1994 nt
Organism: Acyrthosiphon pisum (pea aphid)
Lineage: Eukaryota; Metazoa; Arthropoda; Insecta; Hemiptera; Aphididae
Product: zinc finger protein 300-like
Exons: 8
Coding region: 15-1394 (459 amino acids)
Biological process (GO): regulation of gene expression
Cellular component (GO): nucleus
Source: RefSeq, a predicted model, not a curated record
AUAGAGAUAAAAAAAUGGUACAAAAAGAAAAACAUUUAAAUAAGGAUAAAUCUAUUUUGAAUGUAGUACAAUUUUAUAAUGAGACCAUUGAUGACAAUGUCAAGUAUUUGAAUAAAAUCAAUUUAAGUGCUUCCAAUUUGAAUAGAGAAGAUUUUACAACAGCGAUUCAAAUUGCAAAUGUUUCAGAAGAUGAUAAAGAAUUGACAUUGUUAAAAAGUCCAUUCAAAAAGAUUAAGAAAAAGAAGAAAAAAUCUAAGAUGGUAAUAAUUGAUGGUGCCCAGUCGUCAAAAUAUGUAACUAUACAAAAAAAUCUUAAAAAUAUGGAAGACCUGAAAAAAAAUAUAUUCAAAGAGCAGUCAAAUGAGAUUCACAAUGAUUCCAAUAUGAUUAGCACUAUUUAUAAUUCAAGAAUUUCAAAAGUCCAUAAAGAAGAGUAUCCUGAAUUAGUUAAAAAGUCAUUAAAAAAUAAAAAAAGGGAACAGAAAAAAGCUAUUAAGGUGGUAACUCAUAACGAUGUAAUGUUACAGAAAAAAUCGAAUAAACAUAAACGACAGACGACUGAUAAAGAAUAUUCGAAAAACGAUUCCCCUCAAUCAGUGGACAUUAAUGUGGAGACAUGUUAUGAUAGUAAUAAUUAUAUUGGCGAAGAUUUUAGAAAUAAAUUAGAACAUUUUGACUCUCGGGACGAUCACCCAUCGGAAUAUCGGGAUAUUACCGACACAGUUAUGUAUUUAGGCCAAUAUUGUAAUCAAAUAUUUAACAACGCCAACGGUAUAUUCAUUCACGAAAAUGUCCUCACUGGAAACAUUCCUCUCCAGUGCGACGUUUGCUUUAGAACGUUUAGCUAUAAAUCUAAAUUGUAUGUACAUAAAAGAACACACACCGGCGAGAAACCAUAUACGUGCAACGUCUGUGGUCAAUCAUUUUCGCAAAAAGGAUCUUUGGUUAUACAUAAAAGAACGCACACCGGAGAGAAACCAUAUGCGUGCAACGUCUGUUGUCAAUCAUUUUCGCAAAAAGGAUCUUUGGUUAUACAUAAAAGAACGCACACUGGAGAGAAACCAUAUGCGUGCAAUUAUUGUGGACGAUCAUUUUCGUUACAUGGAAAUUUGGUUACACAUAUAAGAACGCACACUGGUGAGAAACCAUAUACGUGCAACGUCUGUGGUCAAUCAUUUUCGCAAAAAGGAACUUUGGUUACACAUAAAAGAACGCACACUGGUGAGAAACCAUAUGCUUGCAACGUUUGUGGCCGAUCAUUUACGCAAAAAAAAAGUUGUGUUAUACAUUAUAGAAUACACACAGGUGAAAGACCAUUCGAGUGCGAUUAUUGUGAAAAAAAGUUUUCAGCAAGCAGUGAUCGUUCAAAACAUAUGCGAAGGAUUCAUACUUAAUUUUUUCAAAUUUGUUACUAUUAAUGCCGUUACGACCCAUAAGUCAAGCAACAAACAUCAAAUCAUAAAUGAUAACGUCUGCUUGGAGAUCAUCAUGGUAAAGGAAAAGCAUUUGGAAAACGCUAUCACUACCUAUAACGUAAGCGUUUGAAUUUCACUAAACAAGAUGCAAUCCCUCAUAACCCUACAGUUCUCAUUGUCAAUGACGAUCGUCCAUUGCGAAUAAAAACUUGAAUACUGUAGCAGUGGAGUAUCAUAUAGUUUGGUUACAUAACUCAUUUUGAUAUGCCAUUUCAAAAAGCAUACAAGACGUCAUACACUAUGGAAUAUUUUUUAUUUCGUGGCUACCGUCGGCUAUUAAAACCUCCAAGAACCAAAUGCUUAUUUACUGCAGUUACCGAUGAUGGACAUAUUGCGCACACCUCCACCGUUUAAUAUCAAUGGAAAUAUUUUCUACUCCAGAAGACUUUUGUAAACAGAGAAUGAUUCGAUUAAAAUAAGAAAAUAAAAUAGCAGUGCACAUAUAUUUUGUUGUUAAUUUCCCAAUACUUAUCAUAUUAAAUGAUAACAAAAUUCAGUUUGUAUAGAAUUAGGCUCUAU